Messenger RNA from Vicia faba (fava bean), 1008 nucleotides. NCBI's taxonomy places the organism in Eukaryota, Viridiplantae, Streptophyta, Magnoliopsida, Fabales, Fabaceae. The record is from the annotation of a GenBank genome assembly.
AUGGCGAGACCUUUUGAGAUGAUAACUUUGAAGGAGCAUUUUGAGAUGGUGGUCUUUGACAAACAUGGCCAUGACAUUCAUGUUGUUGUUCCAACUAUCUUCAAGCAAACUUUUGACUCAAUACUCAAGCACGAUAUCCAAGAUAAGCUAAGAAACUUAACCCCUUUUGCUAAUAUAAUAUUUGGGAAGUGGCAAAGGAAUGUUCUUUGUGGAGGGAAACAACCUCAGGUUAACUUGGUGUUGCAUGAUUUGGGGGACACCAAUUUAAAUUAUACACAAUGGGAAGCCUGUGCAAUGGAGUUCUUAGAGUACAAACAAAAACUGGCUGAUUCAACCAAACAAACUGUCAUUCUCCUCAGAUAUGCUAAAGUGAAGGAACAAGGUAAAUUUCCCCCUGCAGUGACAAACACCUACAACCUCACAAUGCUACACAUUAACGAAGAUAUUAAUGUCAUCAAUGAUUUUAUAAAACGGUUGCUUGUGGAUUCUAGCUUUGGGAAGUCAUUAACUACCACUAGCAUCCACACCCGAGGACUAGAUAAGAUAAUCCAAUUAGGAGAGCCUACUUUCUGCAUAACUGUUGCUAUAAUAGACAAACUUAUUGCAUCAAAAAAUGAGAGCUCCUUUUUAUGUCGGGCUGGACACCGUACUAAAGCCGAGAUUUGGAGGUAUAAGAUUUUGAUUGAAGUUAUUCAUGAAGGGAACACGACAAAAUUUGUGUUCUGGGAUCACGAGGCGGCCAUGCUGUUGGAUACUUCUUCCACACAGAUGCGAGCAACCAUGAUACAGGCUGGAAUCACAAACCCACUUGAGUUUCCUCUUGCCCUUGAUGCAAUGUUGGAAAAGAAAUUUGCAUUCAAGGUAAAGUGGGACCUGAAAUGGAAAAGCUCCUUUGUCGUCCAGUUUAUUAAGGAUGAACAACUUAUCGCUCAUCUUGAAGGCCCUCAAGCAAUAAAUCAGAAUGGUGAAAUAACCUCACCCCCAUGUUAUCGAUCCCGCUACCCCUAA